Spirodela intermedia is the source of this 8662-nucleotide messenger RNA. The record is from the annotation of a GenBank genome assembly. NCBI's taxonomy places the organism in Eukaryota, Viridiplantae, Streptophyta, Magnoliopsida, Alismatales, Araceae.
AUGCCAGAUCAGGAGGUUAUGAAGGACCACGAUCAAGAUAGUAAUAUCAUUAAUGGCUCUGGAAAUGACUCCCAGCUGAUUGGUAGUGUUCCAGUUCCCAGUGGCCAUACCAGUGAUAAAGUUUGCAAAGUUGAGACAGAAUACUCUGGGAAGAAAAAAGAAACUCCGAGUCUUCAUUCCUCACCCCCUACUAGGCCAGCAGAAGACGUUGUUCAUAACAUUGAAACAUUGUGCAAGUUCAUGGUCAAUGUUGGACCUCAGUUUGAGAACUUAGCUCGUAUGAAGGAAGUCAACAACCCAUCUUUUUCUUUUCUAUUUGGUGGGGAGCCUGGGAGUGCAGCUGCCAUUGGAUAUGAUUAUUUUAAGUGGAUGAAGAGAAAGUAUCGUUUUGAAUCAGAUAAUUCCGAGCUUGGCUUUUCAAUUCAAGCAUCUGCACAACCUCAGAGCUCUGCUGGUGAAAGAAAAUCUUUGUCGCCGGCUGAAUCAGACAUGGACAUGGAUGGUAUUGUUUAAUUCCUGCAUCCUAUUGUUUUUUUAUUUUGUAGAUUUAUUUCACAGAAUUCUAUCGAUUCAUUACUAUAACAAUUCCUGUCUGUUGCUGACAUAAUUAUCAUGAAAUGUUAAAAUUCGUUAGUUUCAUCUGUGGCAUGACUAUGUGGUGUGUAGUCUAUCUUUUUAACAUAACUAUGAUCUUGAAUUGUAAUUGAUGCGUCACUGUGUGGGCCAUUUCACUAGUAGUCAUGGAUUAUUGGCUCUGCUGUUGCAUGGGAUGUACAUGGGAUUAUCGUGCACAAAAGUAUCAUUUUGAUAAAAUAUGGAGACAAUUGACGAGCAAAAUGAUUACCAAGAAUGAAAUAGCUGAUCUAUUGUUAAGUAUUGAUUCCAAGCGUUCUGGUCUUAUCAAGUUUCAUGAAAUCUUUACCAUGAUUGUUAACGUCGGUUAAGAAAACUGCACUCUUGUCAAAUAGUGCUCGCAGUAGUAUAUUAAAUCUUACACUUUACAUGCUCAAAAUAUUUUGACUUUGGCCCUGCUAAUUCUGGAGGAUGAGGACUGAUUCGAGAUAACAUUCGUGGACAUCUUUGGAACGGGAAGCUGCUCCCUUGUCUGCUUCUACUGUAAUACAUUUAUUUCGUUGGUCGUUAGGAGUGAUCAACGUUAUUAUUUUGAGGAGUUCUGUUAGUUCGGAGAGAAACAGUGUAGGAAACACAGUUUCAGUAAAUUUCUCUAUUGGUUUAUUAUGAUACAUGGCCUCCAAACCUCAAAUACGUGCUGGGUAUAAUAUUACCUCAAAAUGAACAAGGACCUUUAUGAUGGUCCAAAACUAAAUUUAGGCCUGAAACACGAGUACUGGACUCAUAGCAGGUCGAUUUGUGGUACUUGGAUGAGUUGGACAGAUGCCAUCUAAACUGAUGGUUUUUUAAGGUUUCUAAAUGGAACCCAGAGUCAGCGCAUAAUUGAAUACCCUAUUUGAGACCAAAUUCUUCUGAUUGAGGAUAUUCCGUUUAUCGUCAUCCUUUUUACAGGUGAAAAGUAGGUUUGGCUGGAACUAGUCUGGCUUCCCCCAGACUGGUCAAUUCCAGGCAUGGGUUUGAUGCCUUCCCUCUUACGACUGGAAGGGGAUGACUGGUUUUAUUUUUGGCGGGUGCGAGCUUGUCAUAUCCUUGUGUCCGAAACAUGACUAUUGGAAGAAGAACUUUUCUUUUGCCUCUGGGAUGACAGGAAGCACGUGUAAAUCUAGAAAGGAUGACCAUUAUAUUUUCUUCAACUUUUUUAUGGUACUUUCCUUUGUGAAAGAUGGACUUACUGGUUCAUGUACACCAAUUGAGGCCUCUUCACAUAAAAUCUGGAAUGUUUUUCGUAUCUUGGUUGUAUUUUGAAGGUGAGCUAACUAAUUUGAAUUCCCGAGAGCAUAGAUUUAAAGUUCCGAGCUAUAUGUCUCUGGGAGAGGAGUUCAUUCUGGAGGGUUUUUCUUGUACUCUUCUUAGGUAGUGUUUUCAGUGUCUUUAAAAAAGAAGGGAAAAAAUAUUUUUUGCGAAUGGGUUGUCUAUUUCUUAUUUAGUCAUGUGUUGGCAUGCAACUUUUAUUUGAUUUUCAUUUUUUAAGUUUCCAGAAGUCAAAGACGACCUAUGUGAUUCUAGAGAUGAAAGCAUUUUUUUCUGUUCUUAAUUCUAUCAUCAGCACUCCAGGAUAUGAUGUUGUUAUAGGUAUACACGUAUAUCUUUUUUAUUUUUUUCUGUAUUUCUUCAUUAUUUGUGGAACAUGAUUAGGAUUUUCCCAUGUGUAUUCAAUAGAUGAUGCAAGCCAAUCUGAGGUAAAACAAGGCAUUGCAGAAUUGAGCAAGGAAUCAAAUGAAGAAGCCAUGAGCCAACCUGUUACAGAAAAAUUUCGUCCGCGUUCAAACAUUACUGAGGGACGAAUGGGUGAGAUGCCUUUGCCGGACUUUCUACUAUCUUCAAAGUCCUAUUUCCAUAAUCAGGAAAGACAUGGUAAUAAUUAGAAGAACUUUCUGCCACUUGUUUUCUUCUGUCCUGCACAUUUUCUUGCUUUCUAUAGCAGUGCAAAUUUUCUUUUUGUAUACUUUUGUACGUGUACUGUUUAUAUACUUCUGACCUGCAGACACAAAUAUGUCAAUGCUUUCAUUGGGCGGGGAAAAAUAUGCCUAUGAAAAUGAUAAGUUCCAUAUUUUCAGUAGAUUUCGAUUCCGUUAAAAUUUUAUUUUUACUCAGGAUCAUGCUUACCACUUUAAGAUACAUAUUACCCUCCAUCGUACUUUCCAUGCUGAGCAUUAAUGCAUAUUUGGGUGGUCAUUUUUCUCCCUCAAGUCUACAUAUCACGUAAUAGAAGGCAAAUAACAGCUCGUUAACAAGGGAACUAGAUGUAUCUUGUGAGGACAAAAAACCUCAUGACGCUAUAACAACUACGGCUGUAGUAGAAUGCAGUCCUUUGUGAAGUCAAUAAUACCUGCCGAUUUUGACGGGUUGAUGGAUUCAAAUGGAAAAUAUCUCGAUCAUAGAAAAUGUAUCUCAAAGACCGUAUACUCUCGACCGUUGGAAAAAGAUUAGAUACAUUUCUUUCUAAAUUUCCAGUUAGGUUUCUCAUAAAGACGUGGAUACAUGUUAACCUAUGCGGGCUUUAUAAGACUUCAUAUUUUCAUGGUGAAAUGAUGCUAAGAGAUUUGAAAGAAGUCCACAAUAGACAGUUUUAUUCUUGAUUUCUUUUGAUCGGAUGACUGAGAGCUUAAGUGGUAAGAGUUGUCUUUGGACCUCUCUUUUGGUAUUUUGGUGUACGUGCUUGUUUUGGAUUUGGUGUUACUCUCUUUUUCCUUUUUGUUGCAUCACAGCAAGAUUUGUUGAUUUGAUGGUCUUUUUUUUUUUCUGGAAUCCAUCUUUUAUCGUUCAGUGAUAUUUAUCAUAACGUUCAUCAAUCUGUGUAUCGUGAUACUUAUGCAUUGCCGCGAAUCAUAAUUUUAACUAUGCUUUUGGGUCUUCUGCAUCGUACAUUCUUAUAACGGAUGACAACUUUUCAGAUGUUGAUAGAUCCUCUGCACAUCAUACUUCAUCAGUCUCAAAUCAGGCUGUGCCAGGCAUGUCAAUUCGUAGUGUGCAGCAACCUGUCAGUUCAACCAUUGAAGAUUCUCUUACGGUUAAUGUUCCCUUGUCUCAAUCUGACGGGCAAAGUUUAGAAGCAGCGACAGUAUCCAUUAAAGGUGGAAGUCCAUUUAGGCUUAUUCAGGAUUAUGCUUCUGAUGACAGUGGAGGGGAUGAUGGAAAGGAGUUAAUUGUACGUGGUACUUCUGACCUUGUUUCAGCUAGGAAUGAUCUUGGCACAUCUUUUGAGAAAGAUGAUGUCAAUUCAUGUUCGCCUUUGCUCUCAAAAAGUGCUCUUGCUGCUGAAAAAAGCAAUCAGUCACGCAUUGACACAGCUCGUGCGGAUGUUGUUGGAAGCUCACAAGCUAAUAAGGAAAGGACCGACUAUUUUGGAGGUCAGAAGAGAUUUGGACGAACAUUGGGCAAAGGAACCUUUAAAACCUCUCGUCAUAGAGAUAUUGAUGGAGACGAGAAGGGUCCUUUUAAUGCUCAGGUUGGGGAGUUUCACAGGGAAAAAUACGCUACCAAAGGCUCUUUACUAAAAGUGGACGAGUUUGGAAGGAUGGCCAAAGAAGGUGCAAGCAGCAGUGAUUCAGAGGAGAUGUCUUAUGAGAAGAAGUAUGUUAGGAGAGGCAGAAGUCGGAGCAGAAGCCAGUCACCUCAAGAAAGAAAGAGGAGAAGAAGCCGGAGUCCUUGGAGGUGGAGAGAAAGGCGAAGUCAAUCUCAAAGGUACAAUAUCGUGCAUUCAGUUAACAUUUGGGGUUCCUCACUGUUGCUGAAUGUGAUCUUGAAGUUGGAGUUUUUUUGGUUAGUUACACAUGCACAAGUUCUUAGUUUUUAGUGUAAAUCUCUUUCAGCUGGUCACCAAGAGGACACAGCAGGAGCAAGUCCCCACGAGCAGCUCCACCUAGGCACAUGGGAGAUCAUCGAAGAAGAGGCCAGGGCCGGCCUCCAGAGUGCUUCAACUUUCUCCGAGGCCGGUGCUAUCGUGGAGCAUCUUGUCGGUAUCUCCAUCAUGAUAUGGGACGUUUUAAGAAUAAAAACGAGGAUUAUCGAAAUGUUUCUCAAGAUUUCGACAGGCAUAUGCGUCGUGAGCAGAGUCAUGGUGUUAGGAAUUUAGAGAAGGAGACUGCCAUUCAGAAGGAGAGACUCCCACUGGAUGGAAAGAGGCACGUUAUGUCAGGUAAAGCUGAUUUACUUUCAAGCAGUAUAAGAGAUGAAGGUCCAAUUGGACAGAGCAGUGUGGAUUCCAUGAAGAAGGAUGGAAAACAUGUUUUCUCAAGUGAGCAACAUCAGUCAAAGAACACUGGAGAAGUGGAUCAUGAGCCGGCUUCUCAUGAGAUAUUUGACCUGUUGCCAGGAUCAGAUCACGCUGAAAAAUUGCAGGAAUCACCUGAUUCUCGCUUGAUGGAGGAUACUGACCAGAAGCCAUCAGGUGACAACCAUGAUGUGGCAGAUGACAGCUUGGAUGACCAAGGUUCGUCUGCACCUGAAGCACAAAAACUGCCCCGUGGAGAUCACCUUGAUCGUCCGUCUUUGGCUGAAAAUCAUACGACUUUGCCUCAACCUGCUAUUUCUGUGCUGCCCAAUGAGUCAGAACCUCCAAAACUUUUGCCCUCUCAGCAUCCGGUUUCAGGCCUGUCUGUGACUCAGUCUGUUCACACGCAGAGUCUGAUGCCUGCUGCUCAAUCACAGACUGUUGAAAUACCUGUGACCACAGGCUAUUCAAAGCCGGGUCCUGUACUCCUGUCAUAUCAAAAUCAAGUUCCUGGGUUUGCUCAGUCACCUAGUUUUCUGAGUGGAGACUCGCAGCUUCACCAGUCUCAGACACAUCCACCGCCAUUUCAGGUGAACCCUCCCUACUUUCCACCGUACUCCCAGAUGCUGCCGCGGCCAACCGAGGGAUAUCGUCCUCACUUUACAUUUCAUGGGCAGCAAUCUACGGCAGAGAACACCUUGCGAACAUCCAGAACAAAUAUUCUGCCUCAACCUUCCCCUGCCGAUGGAUUUCCUACUGGUCGAACUUCUGUAACUAGUAAUUAUCAUUCUGUUUCCACAGCUCCAAAGCCAACAGCUGAUGAAACUGCAAGGCAUCUUGUUGCGGAAAAAAAUUCCCGCUCGCAUAUUCAGCAAAGUGCUGUCUAUCUGGGUGUUGAGUUUCCCUCACAAAGCAAUUUGACUCUUGACAAACGCCAAGUACUCCAUCCAACUGAGGAGCGAAAUCUCAUGAAUGAGUUCACGCAAAGGCCUCGGCCUAAUGAGACUCCACAUAGUCAACCACUUGGAGGAACUGAUUUCACCAGACAGGAGCAGUCUUUUCGCCCUUCAGUGAUAGAAGGUCAUCAGUCUGUAUCCUCUCUGGAUGCGCUUCAUUCUGUCCAGGAAGGGGGAGGUGUGCAACCUCCAGAGCAUAAUAUAAAUUCUCAAGGUUAUGGUUCUCUUGCGAGAGACGAAUCCGCAGGAGGGAUGUCUUACUCUAAACAGGCACCACCAAGCUUGCAGCACCAAUCUGGCAGCAGUUUCCUUUCAAACAUGGGUGCAACUGGCAACAACAAUCCCUCAAGAUAUCCACCAAUCCUUCCAGAGAGUGAACUACGUUCUCACUUGCCUGAUGUUGGCUUGCCAAAAGUUUCAGGGCCAACCCAUUAUAACCCAUUUUCGUCUGCUUUCGAACAGACAGCAACGAGUUCAAGAUUUGUGUCCAGUGCUUUCGGACACGAGAACAGCUCGAACAUUGGCAGUAAGUACCAUUCUUCCUUCGUUCAUGGCCAUAAUCUAAUGUCUGAACAUGGGUUAUCAAAUGUAGCUUCUUCACCUCCGAGUACAGAAGGGAAAAAAAUGUCAUUCUUAGAGAGACCUGGUGAGUCAUCUUCAACUGCUCAAACAGGAGAGUUGAUACACAACAAGCCAUGGCACAAGUCAGAGGAAGAGGUUGCAGCGAAACAAUUUAGUGUGGGGCCACCUGUUAGUGAUCAAUAUGAUCCACUUUUUGACAGUAUCGAGCCGUCUUCUAGGGUUUCAAAGAUGAUUAGUUCCUCCCAAGAGCAAGACCCAGCUGUUCAUGACACAGAUAUUGGCAGCAGCAUUCAUCUGCCUGCUGACGUUGAAGAGAAUAAUAAGCAUAAAGUUGGUGCUUCUAUCGGUGUUCAGAUUGACAAUGAUGAGUUUGGUGAGACAGCACCAGAAGCAGAAGUGGGUGCUGUGGAGAAUGAGAGUCCUGGGAGCCCAGUUGAUUUACUGGAGAAGGAGAUGGGAGAGGUUGAAGUCGAUCAGGUCCGGUCUCCUGGGAAGAGCAAGAAAACCAAAGAUUCCAAGUCAAUGAAGCUUCUAAAGAUCGCGCUGGCGAACUUUGUGAAAGAAGUUCUCAAGCCAUCAUGGCGACAGGGGAACAUGAGCAAGGAGGCAUUCAAAACAAUUGUAAAAAAGACUGUAGACAAGGUUUCUGGGUCAGUAUCCAGUCAUAAGUUGCCCAAAUCACAAGCAAAGAUAAACCAUUACGUUGAGUCGUCUCAAAGAAAACUGACCAAGCUUGUGAUGGUAUCCGUUCAUUCUUCAACUCAUUUAUGUUUCUUGGCACGUGUAAACCACGAAUUUCUUAAGCCCCGACUUCACCUUUCCUUGGUUCAUAAUCUUGAGUAAUUCUUGUUCACCAUCAGUCUCUAACAUGGCUUAUGGCUUAUCCUCAUUGACUCUGGAGUUCAAACUUUUUGUUGUAGAUGUUCACAUUUAGAUUUCUAAUCUGCUUUUCUGCUGGGGAGGAAUGCUCUGUUAUUUUCGGGUUUUUUUUUUUUUUUCUCUACUGGAACUUGACCUAUACACAGGCGAUUGCAGCAAAGGAGGAUAUGUGAGAAGUGUGGCAUUGGUUGAAAAAUCAUGGCUGCAGCUCAUAGUGUUUUUAUUUAAUCAUUUUUUAUCGACUGAGCUUGUGAAGAAUUUUUUCUUGGCAUUUGUCAGAUGAAAGCCUGCCUCUUCGGGGUUGACCCUCGAGUACAUUCUUCAAAUUUACAGAUAUUUUCAACGUGUAGCUUAUCUUGAUGUGCCUCUUUGCAGGGAUACGUUGACAAGUACGUCAAGAUGUAGCGAUGGAGGGCCAGGAGCUUGCUUGUCGUGGUUCUCCCAGUCAAUAGAGCGCAGUGGAAUAAGUUAGCUUCCCGACGAGUUGAAAGCUAGUGAUCUUCACUGUAGGAGCGGCUUUGGUCGAACCCCACCAUCCUUUUAAGCUGACUGAAGAUGCCGAUCUCUGCUGCUCUGCAACGGUAGGAGUGGACGUGUUUGUAUGUAAAUCCAUUCCCGAGGGCGUUGCUUUCCUUUCUUCCAAUAUCUAUUUUUCUCUCUGCGGUGGUAAAAUUUUCCCUGUAAAGAUGCAAUUUUGCCAUUUUGCUGAAUCGUAGCUGCUUUCAUGAGUUCAUCCCUCCUAGUAGCCAUUCUUUCCGUAACAGAUAACUCUCUCUCUCUCUCUCUCUCUCUCUCUCUCUCUCUCUCUCGCUCUCGCUCUCGCUCAAUGGGGAUGGAGAUAACAUAAUACUCUUUGUGGGGUCCUUUUUUGGAUAGAGAAUCGUUGGGAUGUGAUUGCAAACUUUGGCUUGGAUGGUCGUCAGGUGAGCUGGUUUUCAUGUCCAAUCUCCUCCGUCGGAUUGAUCCUUGGCUCUAAUGGCUUUAUCUCAUCGUUCUCUUGCAGGAGACUGUGGAGUCUUGCCCCACUCUCGGACACAUGACCACUUGGAAGACGUCUAUCCAAAGCUGUGAGCUUUCCUGCCCACCAGGCCCAAGUGGAAACCCUGUUCUUUGAAUGCAUCUCUUGGUUUCACAGUAAACGAGAGGGGAGCGUGCCUGCGGGGGUGCACAUGACCGUUGACCUUCCUACAAUGUACGUUGCUCCUCGUGGGCCCCCUCGUGCUAUAUACCUUGGGAUCUUGCGAAAAAAAUGAUUUCCAUUCGAGCCCAAGGCUAUCCCUAUGAUGAUAGCAUGAACCCUGUGUGACUUGCUCCUCGUGGGCCCCUCGUAUUAUAUUUCUUUCUUGCGAAAGAAUUGAUUUCUGCUCUAGCCCGAGGCUACCUUAUGGUGAUAGCAUGA